Molecule: messenger RNA, 4015 nt
Organism: Drosophila busckii
Lineage: Eukaryota; Metazoa; Arthropoda; Insecta; Diptera; Drosophilidae
Gene: Ankle2
Exons: 9
Coding region: 192-3590 (1132 amino acids)
Biological process (GO): negative regulation of phosphorylation
Cellular component (GO): endoplasmic reticulum
Molecular function (GO): protein phosphatase 2A binding
Source: RefSeq, a predicted model, not a curated record
UUGAAAUUCGAACGUGAACACAAGCGCUGCCGGAGCAUAGAAUUUUUUUUAUAGUGUAAAAAUAUACAUUGAAGCAGAUUAAACUACAACUACAAAUAAAUGUGCGCGUUUUUACUGAAGUUUGUUAUAAAAGUAUCCUAAAAGUUGUUAGCUUCCGUCGCCAUACGUAGCUGCAACUAUCUGGCCCAACGAUGUCCUACUUUGCGGUCUACAUUCCGCCUACCAAGGAGGGCUUCGAAGGCACAACGGCAUUAUGUGGCGGCUCCAUAGCGGCGUUAAAUAUCAAAUUGGAAGCAGACAAUUCGGACAGUCCGAUUGACGACGAAGAUGCAUCCCAAUACGAAGAUCCUGAUUAUCCACCCGACUCGCCGCUCUGGCUGAUAUUCGCGGACAAGUGCAAGGCGCUGGAGGUGCUGCGCAACUACAAGGAGGCGCGUCUGCGUGAGUUUCCCAAUCGCGAGCAGGCCGAGAGCUACGUGCAGUUUGGCUUCGAGAGCAUGGAGUCGCUGAAGCGUUACAGCAAAGCCAAACCCGUUAGCAAGCCCAUACAGCUGCCUACAGUGAGCGUUGGCUACAAGCUGGACAGUCCCAUUUGCUCAUCGCCCACCAGCAGUAGCAGCAGUGGCAGCUGCGGCUCGCCCGGCACCGCUCUGAGUCAGGCCAUGUCGCAUAUGCGGCUCUCAGUGAACAACUACAACAAUGCCACGUCCAGCAGCAGCAGCAGCGCUGCCGCCGCCGCCAGCAGCAUCGCAUCGAAUGGCGAACGUCCGCCGUUUCGUGCGCCCAGCAAACAGGAGCUCGUCGAGUUUCGCAAGCAGAUCGAGGCGGGCAACUAUGAGCGCGUGAAGCGCAUUGUCUGGGACAAUCCGCGCUUCCUCAUCAGCAGCGGCGACACGCCCACCAGCCUGAAGGAGGGCUAUCGCUACAAUGCCAUGCACAUCUGUGCGCAAUGCAAUCAGGCGCAUGUCGCAGAGCUUAUACUGAAGAUCAUUUCGGAUCGCGCCUUUACGCAGCUCUAUGCUGGCAAGAAGAGCAGCAGCGAUAUGUGCGCCACACUGAAUGAAAAGCUGCUCGAUUACUACCUCAAUAUGCCGGAAAAGGGACGCAGCGAGACGCCAUUGCAUUUUGCUGUUAAAAAUGGACAUGUGGCCGUUGUGGAGGUGCUCACCUCCUAUCCGCAGUGCAAGUUGCUGGCCAACAAUGAGGGCAAGGAGCCCAAAGAUAUCAUUUGCCUGCGUGCGCCACAUGCCAGUCCGGAGUGCAUCAAGAAACUGGAGGUGCUGCUCUCCGAGCCGCAUUACGUGCCCGUGCUGCGCACCGCCAGCAAUCAGCUGCCGCCCUAUAUAGGACAACCCUUUACGCCCAGCGAUCCGCCGAGUUUGCAGCUGAAGUGCGAGGAAUCGGAUCGUCUGAAUUUGGAUUUGAGCAUUAGCGCUCUGGCGGGUCCCAUGCCGCGUGAGCAGGCCAUGCAUUUCUUUAAGCGCUGGAAGACGCCGCCGCGCCUUGGCAGCAAGAUUGAGUCGCCAUUUGCCAGUCCCGGCGGCUUAAGAACGCCUAACAAAAGUUUAUUGAAUCGUAGCGGCUGCUACUUGAACUCAACGGGACGUCGUGUGCUCUUCACGCCGCGCGUCUCCACGCCCUGCAAAAAGCUCGGCACCAAUGGCAAUGGUAAUACCAAUGGCAAUGGCACUGGCAACAGGCACGCGGACAACGUCGACAACAACACCAUGGAGCAUAACAACAACAACAAUUGCGACGAACAGAAGCGCCAGGACCUGCUGCAACUGCCGUCGACGCCCAUGAGGCAGCUGCAGCCCGAUUUGUUUCUCAAGUAUCGCGGCAACUACAGCGCCUCACCGAUGCUAAUGUGGGAGAACAACUCCUCCGCGCUAGACAUGUCUAUGGACUGCAGCUGGAACAUGUCGGUGUCCACGCUGAACGACAGUUUCCGCGAGCGUCACAUUAAGAACUCGGACAUUGAGAAGGGUCUGGAGGUGCUGGGUCGUCAGCUGGCGCGCCAGGAGCAGCUGGAAUGGCGCGAGUAUUGGGAUUUUCUCGACUCCUAUGUAGACAUUGCCUCCAUUAGCGGUCUGGCACGCUUGGAGAGCUAUCUGGCUGAAAGAUCGGAGCAGGCGCAGGCGGCGCUCGUUGCCGAUCGCUCCGAUAUGGCCUGGAACUUUUCGCAAAUACAUCAUUAUCUCGAUUUGGUGGCGGAGCGCAGCAGUGGCAAGUCGAGCAAUGCAGCCGCUGCUGCCGCCGGCGCCAUUACGCAGGUGAUGACGCCGUAUACGUGUGUGGAGAAGUCGCUGCAGGUGUUUGCCAAACGCAUUACCAAGACGAGCAUCAACAAUAUUGGCAACAUGGUCUCCAUCAACGACACACUGCUCUCGGAGCUAAAAAGACUGAAAUCUCUGAUCGUAAGCUUCAAGGAUGAUGCGCGGUUCAUCAGCGUCGACUUCAGCAAGGUGCAUUCCCGCAUUGCGCAUCUGGUUGCCAGCUACCUUGAUCACUCCCAGGAGGUGAAUCGGCCGCAGCGGCUGCAGCUGUUGCAAAUGCUGCGCAAGAUCGUGCAGAUCAGUGGGGAGCGCUCGGAGCAUUUGCAUUGUGUCUGCGGCAUAAUGUUGCGUCUGCUGGAGCAGGCGCCCGUUGUGCAACUUCCGGAUGCGCUCAAGACCGAGGAGCUGUGCUCCGGCGCCUGGGAGGCGGAACAAAGCUGUCUCUGCCUUUGGGAUGCGAAUCUCAGCCGCAAGACCAGUCGACGCAAACGCACCGAAUCCUGGCGCGCUCAAGCGCAGGAACUCAACAACAGCGCGAACCCAACACUAGCAGCAGCUGCUGCUGCGUUGCGCAUCUCCAGCGCCGCCAGCGCACCCGCAGUCAUUAGCAAAUCUCUUGGCUCCUGGCGCAGCAACAACAAAGACAAUCAGAGCGAUGACGAGGACUACGAUGACAGCGUGGAUGAAACCAUCUUUCACGAAUGUCGCGACUUUGCGGACAGCAGCGAUGAGGAUGUGGAUGAGGAUGUAUUUGCAACGCCGCCAGGCAGUCAGUCGCCAUUGCCGCCACUGUCGCCGGUGGAGCCGAGCUAUGAGUUAUUUAUCUUUGGCAAGGAGCCCACCAAGCGCGAUUCGGAUGUGCUCAAUGCCAUAUUCCAUGUGGAAGUGGACAAGCAGGCGCUGCCGCUGCUCUACGCCUGGCGCACUGCCAUGGAAAGCUUCUCCGCUACCGAAAUGGAUCUCUUCCCCUCGCCCAAGUGCGUGCUGAAGACGCACAAGCCGCUGAGCAUGAGCGCUGGUGGUGUUGGUAGCUUUGGUUUCAUUGGCCAAACCAAAUCGAACAACAAUAGCAGCGCCAGCAGUUUUGGUGGCAUUGCCGGCAGCCCGCCCAAAGCGCAUCCGAAGCGACUCUUUGGCUCGCCCAAGCUCAACACGCUGACGCUGACGUCCGGCAGCAGCACUGGCGCGCCCUUUGCCGUCCCCACCAUUACGCAGUCAUUCCAAACGCCACUCAACAAGAUGCGCGGCCUCUACAGUAAAUAUCGCGAGCCACCCACUUCAGUCGACAGCAAUGAUCUGGAUAUGAGCGACUGAAUCCGCGCAUACCAAGCACCAACUGCCCUAUUAUAUAAAUAUAUAUAUAUGUUUAUCUAAUGUCUAUAAAUGUCAUAGUCAUUCUCGCACACACACACACACACACAUAUAUACACAGCUCUCCAAUAUCCAGAUGUGUUUGAAUGCUGCUCGUUUUAAGCGAAGGCCGCACAUACAUCAAGUAUUUAUUAAGUUAAUUGUAUUUUGUAAUAAUUUAACAAUUAUGUUUACUUCUUUUUUUUUUUUGCUGUUGCAUGAUAAAAAUUCAGAAUAUCUCCCUUUUUGUAUUACGUGUCGACAGAAUAGAAAGCACAAUGAAUAUUUCGCUAAGACCGACACACUCUUUUGUAAUGAAUUAAGCUUUGGAAUACAAAUGAAUUUGUUGUGAUUUAGUAUAAAAAAAAAAACAAGCUAAAAAUUGAAUA